AUGAAUACUGUAAAAUAUUCAAACUUGACACCACUAUUAAAGACUAACAAAAAUAUAGUGUUGAUGGGAAGCAAAAGAAAAUGGCUUGGCCACCAGAAUGGAAUGCUAGAAACCAACUUUCAGUGUAUACAAAUAAUUAAGAGCACAUUUAAUUCCCUUUCUUAUGUUUUAAUAAAAAAAAUGACUACAAAAGAACAUUUUCAGGCUAUGGGCAGAAGAAGUAAAUUUUGUGGAAGUCAAAUAAGUUCUAUUACUCGCAAUAAACUAUACAUUGUGUCUGAUUACUCGAAAACAUACCACUUAAUUGUAAUAAGAUUUAUAAGUUCAAUAAAAAUAUAUAGAAAUGUCAGAUACAAAAGAAGCAAACUGCUGAUAUGUGACUUUCAAAAAGAACAAUAUCCACCAGAAACCAUAAUUACAAAUCAAACUGUGUUUGGACAUGAUUCAACGAGUAAAUUAUUUUAUCUUUUCAAAAUAAUACAUUUUUAUGAAAUAGUUUGUAAUGCUUCUAGAAAAAGUUAUAUGAUCAAUGUGACAUUAGUUUCAGAUGUCUACAAAUUUUAA
Gryllus bimaculatus (two-spotted cricket) is the source of this 564-nucleotide messenger RNA. The record is from the annotation of a GenBank genome assembly. NCBI's taxonomy places the organism in Eukaryota, Metazoa, Arthropoda, Insecta, Orthoptera, Gryllidae.